AUGGCGGUGCUUGUUUUUAACAGAGGUCAUACGGAAGCAAACCUCUGUGAAAAUAAUGAAGGCAAACAGUGUGGGGAAACUUUCAGCCGGAUUGCAGAUCUUACUGUGCUGAAAACUACUCCUGAAGUAAAUAUUUCUGGAUGCCAUGAGUCUGGAAAAACCUUCAUGGAUCAUUUGUUAGUUGAACAUCAUAUCAGCUCUCACUCCGGUUGCAAUUCUUAUCCAAGAAAGGAAUGUGGAGAAGCCUGCGGUUGUUCCUCUUACAUGAGAACCAUUACUGGAGAGAAACCUUAUGAAUGUGGAGGAAAUUUCUGUAGUUUCUCAUCUUCUCAGACACAUAUGAGAAGUCAUAAGUGUGAAUAUAAAGAAUGUUGUAAAACCUACACACAUCCUUCAUCCCUCAUGUUACAUGAAAAUUUUUAUAUUGGAGACAACCCUUAUGAAAGUAAAGAAUAUGGGGAAGUGCUAACUCAUUCCUCAUCCCUCACUGAACAUAUACAGAUUCAUAGUGGAGAGAAGCCUUUUGAAUGUAAGGAAUGUGGGAAAGCCUUUCGUUAUUUCUCAGAUCUCACUAGACAUAUAAGAACUCACAGUGGAGAGAAGCCUUAUGAAUGUAAAGAAUGUGGAAAAGCCUUUAGUCAGUCCUCGCACCUCACUGACCAUAUGAGAUCUCAUAGAGGAGAGAAACCCUAUGAAUGUAAGGAAUGUGAGCAGACCUUUCGUUAUUUCUCAAACCUAACUAGACAUAGUAAAAUUCACAGUGGCGAGAGGCUUUAUGAAUGUAAAGAAUGUGGAAAAACCUUUAGUUGUUCCUCAAACCUCACUACACAUAUAAGAACUCACAAUGGAGAGAGACCUUAUGAAUGUAAGGAGUGUGGGAAAGCCUUUGGUCGUUCUUCAUCCCUCACUAAACAUAUAAAAACUCACAGUGGAGAGAGGCCUUAUGACUGUAAGGUAUGUGGCAAAGCCUUUAGUCAGUUGGCGCACCUCACUCUCCAUUUAAGAGUUCACACAGGAGAGAAGCCUUAUGAAUGUACGGAAUGUGGAAGAGCGUUUAGUCAGUCCUCUCAUCUCACUACACAUAUAAGAACUCACAGUGGAGAGAGGCCUUAUGAAUGUAAGGAAUGUGGGAAAGCCUUUAGAUGCUCAUCAUCCUUAACUAAUCAUAUAAGAACUCAUAGUGGAGAGAGGCCUUAUGAAUGUAAGGAAUGUGGAAAAGCUUUUAGUAAGUUGGCAAAUCUCUCUCUCCAUUUAAGAGUUCAUACUGGAGAGAAGCCUUACGAAUGUAUGGAAUGUGGGAAAGCCUUCAGUCAGUUAGCACAUCUCACUGAUCACAUAAGAACUCACAGUGGAGAGAGGCCUUAUGAAUGUAAGGAAUGUGGGAAAGCCUUCAGUCACUCCUCAUCCCUCACUAACCAUAUAAGAACUCACAGUGGAGAGAGGGCAUAUGAAUGCAAGGAAUGUGGGAAAGCAUUCAGUCAGUCCUCAACCUUAACUAAACAUAUAAGAACUCACAGUGGAAGUGGAGCGGUGCCUUAUAAGUAUAAGAAAUGUGGAAAUGUCUUUAGUUAUUCAUCCUCCCUCUGUAGACAUAACAACUCGCAGUGGAGAGAGUCCUUCUGA
Chrysochloris asiatica (Cape golden mole) is the source of this 1623-nucleotide messenger RNA. RefSeq names its product zinc finger protein 699-like. The record is from RefSeq and is a predicted model, not a curated record. The transcript has a single exon. The coding region runs from base 1 to 1623 and encodes 540 amino acids. Gene Ontology annotation, molecular function: DNA-binding transcription repressor activity, RNA polymerase II-specific. Lineage: Eukaryota; Metazoa; Chordata; Mammalia; Afrosoricida; Chrysochloridae. Gene Ontology annotation, biological process: negative regulation of transcription by RNA polymerase II.